Molecule: messenger RNA, 1341 nt
Organism: Sorex araneus (European shrew)
Lineage: Eukaryota; Metazoa; Chordata; Mammalia; Eulipotyphla; Soricidae
Gene: CD1D
Product: CD1d molecule
Exons: 7
Coding region: 1-1341 (446 amino acids)
Biological process (GO): immune response; antigen processing and presentation, endogenous lipid antigen via MHC class Ib; positive regulation of T cell mediated cytotoxicity
Cellular component (GO): external side of plasma membrane
Molecular function (GO): lipopeptide binding; endogenous lipid antigen binding; exogenous lipid antigen binding
Source: RefSeq, a predicted model, not a curated record
AUGAGGUGGCUGCUCUUCCUCCUGCUCUGUGAGCUUCACCAGAUCUGGGGGAAUUCCGAAGCCUCUCAAGGGACUGUGCCCUUACGCUAUCUCCAGAUAUCGUCCUUCGCCAACAGCAGUGGGACCUGCACAGAUGCAUCCAUGUGGCUGGGAGAACUGCUGACCCACACUUGGAGGAAUGACUCGGACUCUAUCCGCUUCCUGAAGCCUUGGUCCCAGGGCACAUUCACACAGGAGCAGUGGCAGAAGAACCAACAUCUAUUUCUAGUUUAUCGGAGCAGCUUCACCAGGGACAUCCAGGAAUUCGUCAAAAUGCUGCAAAUAGACUAUCCCUUUGAUAUACAGAUGUAUGCUGGAUGUAAUGUGAAGCCCAACAGUCCUCCAGAAAGCUUCUUCCAUGUAGCACUUCAAGGAAGAGAUGUCGUGAAUUUCCAAGGGACCCGUUGGGUGCCAACCCCAGAUGCCCCACAAUGGGUGGACAAGGUCUGUGAAGUGAUCAACCAAGACCGGGGGACCAGUGAGACAGUGCAGUGGCUCCUCAAUGACAUCUGUCCAGAGCUUACCAGAAGCAUGGUGGAGAUGGGAAAAUCAGAGCUGGAGAAGCAAGUGAAACCUGUGGCUUGGCUAUCUUGUGGCCCCACCCCUGGUCCUGGUCGAUUGCUGCUGGUGUGCCAUGUCUCAGGAUUCUAUCCUAAGCCUGUGCAGGUGAUGUGGAUGCGUGGUGAGCAGAAGCAGCCCGGCACUCAACAAGGGGAUAUCCUGCCCAAUGCAGAUGGGACAUGGUCUGUCCGAGUAUCCCUGGAUGUCGUGUCUGGGGAAGCAGCAGGCCUGGCAUGCCAAGUUAAACACAGCAGUCUUGGAGACCAAGACAUCAUUCUCUACUGGGAGGUGAAGCAUGUCUCUGUGGGUUUGAUCCUGCUGGUAAUACUGUUGCUGCUCCUGAUUGGUGGCGGCUUAGCCAUCAGGUUUAAGAAGACCCGUCUUCUGGCCGGGAACCUCAUCUUGGAAGUUGCAAAUAGCUUUGGGCCUCACCUCAGACCAACAGUCAAUGAGGAAAUCUUGGGUAUGGAGCCCAAGAUUGACCUUGGGUUACUCAGAGAAAACUUCCUGGAGAGAAGGGAAUUUGAAAUAACAAUCAGAAAGGCAGCAAGGCACCCAGACCCAGAAGACUUCCUGACCUUCCCAGUGAGCCAUCUCCUCUACAGAAUCUCACACAACCUGAAGGCAUCUGAAGUCUCUGUAAAUCCUGGAGAUUCAGAAACCAGUGGCAGGUGGUUUCUAGUUAGUCUGGUGACUGCAGAGCCAGUUCUGUGGCCUUUUGAAAUCAACACAUUUCUCUAA